AAGUGUUAGUCUACACUUCAAUCUGUAAGGUCACUAGCCACGACCAGCCCGCACCAUGCACUCAAGUAUUCAUGACCCAGACACUGGACGUUUUUAACAAUUUGCUCUCUGGGUUUGUUCUGCAGGAACGCCUCUUUGGGAUGAGUCUUAAUGAUCCUUCGACCAUUGUGGGCUUGUGUGUGCUUUUGCUGUGGUACUCCAAAUCCUGUGUCUCAGCAGUUGCUGGAGAAUGCCAUUGCAAUACCUCCAAUGCCUGUUCCGUGUUUCCCUCCUCCCCCUGUAGCCUGCCCGGGGGUGAGGACAGAUGUCAGGAGGGAUGGUUUGGUCAAUACUGUCAGAAACAAAAUGUGGCGCUGAGGAAGCCUGCCAGUCAGAGCUCUGUGUGGUAUGAACAAGAGGAAACUGCUCAGCCACUGAAUCUCACAGCGUCCUAUGCAGUUGAUGGAAAAGCUUCAACCCUUUUCAUCGACAGUCCAUGUUCUCACACCGACAGGGGAGACUUCCGACCGUACUGGAAAGUAUUUCUGGGUGCCAGGACUAACCGGACACUCCUGCACAUGCGAUUAUAUCUCCGUGAGAUUUGGAAAGGACGCAAUAACGGGAUGAAGAUACUGGUCGACAACCAGAUGUGCUACAGCUGGCCAGCAACUAAAGAACCUCCCCCAGAAGCUAAUGUCACCUGUCGACAGCCGCUGGCUGGAAACACGGUCACCAUACGUACACCACGGGAAUAUCUCACUCUAUGUGAAGUGGAGAUAUUUGUUUGCAGUGACGGCUGGUUUGGGGAGGAUUGUGACAAACAGUGUCACUGUCUAGACGUGUGUGACAAGAUCACAGGUCGCUGCCAGAGUGGAUGUGAUUCCGGAUUCCUCGGCACAACCUGCCAAACACCAUGCGACGACGGUCGCUAUGGCAACCAAUGUCAGCUUGAGUGUGGUCAGUGCACGUCAAGCCUUCCCUGCAACAAAGCCAGUGGGAUGUGUGAAGACGGUUGCAAUCCUGGAUUUCAGGAGCCAUUUUGUGUUGAUCAGUGUGUGGCUGGGCUGUAUGGAUCUAACUGCACUUCACGAUGCGGACACUGCAAAGAUUCCCAGAUCUGUAACAAAAUUGACGGAGUUUGCCCUGGGGGAUGUGCCAAUAAUUACAAGGCACCACUGUGCCAAGUUUCAGUACCGGUUCAAAGUUGUGAUGACGCAAGACAGCUGGCCUCUCAUCUGACAGCAGCAGCAUCAGCCUUAGGAGUUGUUAUAUUGAUCAUUGUUCUGGUGGGAUCUCUGUACAUCAUACGCUUGAAGAUGGACAAAAAAGCUUUAGAAAUGGAACGUGACAACAUCUCGUGUGCACCUUUGUGGAUCAAGGAAGAGUAGGACAACGUGAUAUAUCUACAAUACUCAUUGUCAUCCAACUUAAAUGUACUCCAUCAUUUGAUAUACUUGACAACACUGAUGUAAGCUCUCCUUGUGUUGAACUUUCAUAAAUCGAUCUUUCGGCUGUUCAAAACUGACUGGUUAGUGACAAGGUGACUGUCCUGUACUAAACAUAGCAUGUUGAUGCGAUCUAGUUUAUAUGUUUUGGUCUGUAAGAUUAAUGCUGCAAGCAUACUAGUGUUUCAUGACCUUCCCGAUCUAUUCUCAGUGUUAUACGACUUUAUAUUACUUGAUUCUUCCUGUGCAUGUGCACACCCAAUUGACUGCUUUCCGUUAUAUACUCACACUAUACAUAAAACAUGAGGAGUGAUUUGAAGUUUAUAAGCGAUCGUUUUGUCAUUCAAGCUUAUCGGAUAAAUCACCUUUUACAAACCUGACGCCAAGUGCAUAGAGCGAUGAAAGCGUUUCAAUAUAUGCGCGUUAGAAUUUAACUGCCUUUGAAUUCUUACAAAAACAUCAAUUAAAUACAAAUAAAUUAGUUAUUCACACUUA
This is a messenger RNA of Haliotis rufescens (red abalone), 1919 nucleotides long. Its product is annotated as multiple epidermal growth factor-like domains protein 6. Lineage: Eukaryota; Metazoa; Mollusca; Gastropoda; Lepetellida; Haliotidae. Gene Ontology annotation, molecular function: scavenger receptor activity. The transcript has 10 exons. The record is from RefSeq and is a predicted model, not a curated record. Bases 72 to 1367 code for a protein of 431 amino acids.